UGGUUCUGUGUUGGUGAAAUUACAUUACUCUUUGACGCGAUGUUUUGAGCUGUGUUUUGAUUUCCAAAGAGUAUGUCACUCCACCAUCACAGUAAUCAAAGAGUUUGUGGAUACUCAUUGUUUUCAACCAUUUCUUCAUGUUUUCCAAUGUUUUCUGGUCUGUGAUGUGAUUUAUUUAUUGUGAAGUUAUAAACUUAGUGAUUGGAAAAUUAAUUAGAUUGAAUCAAAUCAAAAAGUGCAACAGCCCUACGUAAAUAGGAAAUACUACCCUGAAAAUGACUUCCGCUGGCAGGAAUCCUAAGUACGAAGAUACUUUGCAAUGUUUUUUCUUUUCAACUACAGAACUUUCUGAAAAUGAAUGGAAAAAUCUCUGCGAUUCAAUAAAUAGAAUAAUAGCAUCAAUGUCUAAGGAUUACAUAUGGCAUAGAGAUGAAUUUAGAGUUAAUCUGCCGAUUUUAACAGAUCAAUCUAAUGAGAUUCCAUGUUACCUUCUGAGUACUACAUGUUUUGGCGAUAACAUUGAGGAUGAAUGGUUCAUAGUUUAUCUAAUAUUAGAGAUAACAAAAAUAUACAACCAUAUGAUUAUUCAAAUUGAAGAUAAUGAUGGAGAUUUCCUUCUUAUUGAAGCUGCAGAUUAUUUGCCAGACUGGGCUAAUCCUGAAACCACUGAAAACAGGGUAUUUAUUUUCAAUCAACACUUGCACAUUAUACCUAAUACAGUAGUACCUACGGAUUCACCCUUGAAAUUAAUUGAAGCAAUAAGGCUUGUUUCACAAAAUCCUGAGCUAACUCAAUCAUCUCCCGAAAUUGAACUGGCUAUUAUGAAAAGAAUUGGAGAAUAUCCUCAAAAAAUAAAGGAAAGUAGUCACACAGCAAUUCUAAAAUUACCUGUGGAAAUAGCUGCAAUAUUAACCCUGAAGCCAUCCCUACUAGCUCCCAUAGUGAGUACAUAUUGCAACUUAGAUGUACUUGAUGCCAAACAUUGUAAAGGUAUCAAACUUGAGGACUGUAUAAGUACACAAAUAAAAUUUACCAAAUACUUGUAUGCUAUGCUUAUGCAAUCUGAACUUCCUAAAUAUAUUAGGCACAACAAUGCAGUGAAAGAGAAAAAAGCUCAGCUUGGACUAAAAGUUAUGUGUGGCUAUAGAAUAAUAACGAGUAGACUAUCUGAAGAUAUAUAUCAUACACCAGAAUACAAAAAGUUUCUCAAUAGUCUAACCAAGAAUGGUUACUUCAAGGAUAAUUUGGAGGGUUCUCUUGAGUAUUCACAGUUGUUAGAGAAGGCAAUGGCCUACUUUUUAGAUAUGGAAUGCUCAAUAAGUUUAAAUGCUUGCAAUGUCAUCAAUGAAAUAAAGUCUUCUGAUGAAUUUAAUAAAACUAUAGCAUUAUUGAAACAAAAAAGUGAUACAGAAAUGUUAGAAGAGGAUGACGAUGCCUGGUUAAAUGUUAGUCCAGAUGAACUAAAUGAGUUUUUGAAUACCCAUUAUGGUAAAAAUGUCAAGCUGAAGAACAAAGAUCCUUUAACGCCACAUAUAUUGACGUCAGAAUUAACAGAUUUUCUAAAAGAAACUUCCAAUUUCGAUGGCAUAGAACAUAAUAGAAAAGAAAACACUAAAGACUCUAUUGAUUUUAACUCUGAUGACUUUGUUAAUUGCAUAGAGAAAUUGUUGAACAUGGUUUCAAAUCAAAGUAUCACUGACAGCGAUUACAGUAGCGAUGAUGAUGAUGAUGGUGAAGAUUGUGUUGAAAAUAAUAUGGAUUUAAGUUGCGAAGCUCAAGACGUAGAACUUGCUUCAAAGUUGAAAUCAAUACAAAAUGAUGAUGUUGAAUUUAACAUUUUCAAAAAUUUAUCACAAAGUAUGAAAGACGAGGGCAUGUUAGGCCCUGCUAGUACUAUUUUAAGACAAAUUGGAGUAAAAAAAUGUGAUAUACUAGAUUCAGAUGAUGAUGACUAAUUGGUGGUUAAUAGAUAUUGAUAAGCAAUU
Molecule: messenger RNA, 1985 nt
Organism: Maniola jurtina (meadow brown)
Lineage: Eukaryota; Metazoa; Arthropoda; Insecta; Lepidoptera; Nymphalidae
Gene: ecd
Product: protein ecdysoneless homolog
Exons: 3
Coding region: 276-1955 (559 amino acids)
Cellular component (GO): nucleus
Source: RefSeq, a predicted model, not a curated record